AUGACGCGAUUGAUUCUUUCCACCUCGAAUAUCAUGAACGGAGGCUCCAUCAUAAGAAAACCCGGCGCGGCUUCGAAUCUCGAAUUCACAAACAGCCUUCGCAGUAACUUUCUUGCUGCUCAGCAAGACUAUUCUCCUCCCUUAUCCGCAACGAAAGAGAAUGGCAACCAUAGCGAUAUUGAAAAGCCAUCCUCUGUUCGACCGCCUUCCUCUGUCUGGACGAGUCGACAAGGAUCCGAUUACUACAUACCCACUAUAGACUGGUCUCUAUCUGGGCUCUCUGAAGAGCCAAGUCAAUACGAUGUUACUGUCAAAUUGUUUUAUCUACCUGGCGCAGACGUAAAGGAUAGAGGACAAUAUGCAAAAGAUGCAAUACAACUAGUCUUCAAGGAAUUGUGUGUACAAUCUAUCGAUCUCCUGAUUGUCUCAUUCCCGGGAAUGUCGUUCGAGGGCGAUUGUGAGUGGGUGGCAGACAAGAAGAACUCCUCUCAAGGGAACGAUGACGAAGAAGUGGCAUCCUGGCCUGUGCUUGAAGAACUGUACAACCAAGGUGUUGUCAAGAAACUGGGCCUUGCUGAAUUUGGCAGCGAGAAGCUAUCGAAAUUUCUGUCGCGGGUCAAGGUUCGGCCAAAGGUUGACCAGGUCAACGUUAAGGACUGUUGUAACGUCCCACCACCACUUUCGAAGCUUGCGAAAGUUGAAAAGAUCGAACUACUAGUACACAACGAUUGUACAGACAUCCUCCCCAGUGGGACCUUAAGAGAGCUUCUGGGUCAGGGAGUGAAAGGUGCCGGCGUGCUUUCGGAGUCUAAGCGAAGUCUUGACGGCAUGAAAGGAGACCUGACACCUAAAUGGGUUGUUAAGUACACAGCAGUCGUUAGAGAUAGAGGUGUGAUUGAGAAUAAGGGAUACUUUGCUGUUGCGGAGUUGAAAGAGUGA
Lachnellula hyalina is the source of this 939-nucleotide messenger RNA. RefSeq names its product putative glutamate--cysteine ligase regulatory subunit. The record is from RefSeq and is a predicted model, not a curated record. Gene Ontology annotation, molecular function: glutamate-cysteine ligase catalytic subunit binding; enzyme regulator activity. NCBI's taxonomy places the organism in Eukaryota, Fungi, Ascomycota, Leotiomycetes, Helotiales, Lachnaceae. Gene Ontology annotation, cellular component: glutamate-cysteine ligase complex. The coding region runs from base 1 to 939 and encodes 312 amino acids. Gene Ontology annotation, biological process: glutathione biosynthetic process. The transcript is spliced from 2 exons.